Molecule: messenger RNA, 1441 nt
Organism: Raphanus sativus (radish)
Lineage: Eukaryota; Viridiplantae; Streptophyta; Magnoliopsida; Brassicales; Brassicaceae
Product: zinc finger CCCH domain-containing protein 12
Exons: 2
Coding region: 260-1294 (344 amino acids)
Molecular function (GO): metal ion binding; mRNA binding
Source: RefSeq, a predicted model, not a curated record
CUCGGACGAUCAUUGAUUUCGAACUCUUUCCAAUCUAGACGAACGAUCUUUCUCUUGUUACGUUCUUCUUCUUCAAUCAUCUGUUCAUAUUCAUUUUCCCAUUUAAAUAUUCUUUCUUGAGUUUCUCAAAACUUGUCGCUAAUCAAUGAAUCUGAUAUGCUUUUCGAGGACACCCAUCUCUGCAAAUUUCUCGGCUUUUCCGUGAUUUCCCUGGACAGAAUUAGGGUUUAGAGGCAAAGCAUAUCUUCCUUCUCGAACGAUGAGUCAUCACCACCACCGGCGUGAUUCCGGCGGAGAUGUAGUCCACGUGAUCCCCACCACAAACAACCCUCCGCCGGAGAAUUGGUUCCCCAAUCUCGGCGACACCUCCGUAUGGGCCACGGAAGACGACUACAACCGCGUCUGGGCUUCGAACCCCGACGGCGACAACAACAACAACGGUCCUCCUCCGAACAAGAAAACUCGAGGCUCUCCGUCGCCGUCGGCGGCGAGCAACCGCACCAAGGCGAUCGGGAAAAUGUUCUUCAAGACGAAGCUGUGCUGCAAGUUCCGAGCGGGGACGUGUCCGUACGUGACGAACUGCAACUUCGCUCACACCGUGGAGGAGCUUCGCCGGCCGCCGCCCAACUGGCAGGAGAUCGUGGCGGCUCACGAGGAGGAGGGAAGUCCGAGUAGGGAAGAGUUUCAGAUCCCGUCUCUGGUGUCGACGGGGGAGGAGAGUGGGAGGUCGUCGUUUAAAGGAAGGCAUUGCAAGAAGUAUUACACAGAGGAAGGGUGUCCUUAUGGUGAGAGCUGUACUUUUAUGCACGAUGAGGCUUCAAGGAAUAGAGAAAGCGUUGCUAUUAGUUUAGGCCCUGGUGGCGGUUACGGUGGUGGUGGUGGAAGUGGGAUUCAGAUUGUGAAGCCUUCAAAUUGGAAGACAAGGAUUUGUAAUAAAUGGGAGAUUACUGGCUAUUGUCCCUUUGGUGCUAAGUGCCAUUUUGCUCACGGAGCUGCAGAGUUGCAUAGAUUUGGUGGAGGACCCGUAGAAGGAGAAGGCAAAGACGGAGUAUCACCCAAUUCAGAAGUAAAGCAAACAGGACCAAACCCGAAAGGAGAUUCAGACACAACAACAACGACACUUUUAUCUCCAGGAGUUCCACAUAAUUCAGACGCUGGUUACCACAGUGGAGUCGCAUUGCAACGAGCUUCUAGUGCGGUGACGCAGAAGCCUGGGAUCAGAACACAUCAGAAAUGGAAAGGACCCGGGAAAAUCAGUCUGAUAUACGGUGAUUGGGUUGACGAUAUUGAAUGAAAGUUAUCUCCUACUUUUAAACUCCAGUGAUGAUGGUACAGUUUGUUUGUUUGUAGAGUUUUGUAUCUUUGUAAUGGCUUGUAUCUCGUUUUAUUGUUGUUGUUGUUGUACAUUAUGACUGUUCUAAAAAGUUGAAAUUUCUCUAUC